Molecule: messenger RNA, 19047 nt
Organism: Spirodela intermedia
Lineage: Eukaryota; Viridiplantae; Streptophyta; Magnoliopsida; Alismatales; Araceae
Source: the annotation of a GenBank genome assembly
AUGUGGCGGAGAUGGGGGCAGGGGAGAAGGCAUUGGUGGAGGAAAGGGAGAGGUCGGCGUGGUGCUGUUUCUCAUUUGGGCAGCAACCAAGGUCAAGAAUAGCAGGUUAAGAGGACCUGGGUGAAGAUACCCAUUUUUGGAAGCCAGGACAAGGCAUGAGAAGGUAGUUAAAGAGAAGAGAUAGAAGGGAAUAUUUCGUGCAAGGUACAGCUGCGUUCUUCACGGUGUAAUUUGGCCACGAAGACGAAGAUUUCGCUCUAUGCCGACGCUGACAUCGUGUGAACGGAAUAUUUCGUCCUGUGGCUGUGGUGGCCUAAAAAAAUAAGGCCCUUGCUUCGAUUAAGUAGGCUGUGGUUUUCACAUUUAUAGGGCGCCUACAGAGUGGCGUUCACGACGAGUUCCAGCAACAGGAUGGAUUGACAAGGCCAUAGAACCCCUCUCUUUAACUACUGUGGGCCGGCAUGAACGGUAGCAUUGAGACAAUUGACGAUUCAAUAAGACGCGAUCUCUCCGAACAAUACCAUUAGUUUAAACGACGUACAAAAUCCAUCCUUACCCUUUUUAAUUUUGUUUUUGAAUACUGAUGAUAAAAUCUGGAGGACUGAACUCCGCUUGAAAUUUGCCCUUUUACUUCAAUAAGAAACAGUACAGAUUUUCCAUGGCGUGGUCAGUGAAAGCCUGAUCAAACCCGCAUAUCUGCUGCAAUUAUGAAGCCAUGUGGAUUCGGAUUGUCCUAUUCUACUCUUGUACCAUCUUUUUUAAAAUCUAUAUUUCAGUGCACUUCAUUAUUAAGAAUAGCAUAAGAAUAAAGUCAUGCAGACCUCAGCUUGAGCAGAUUUCGAGUUCUUGCGACUCCGACUGAUGUGGCGUCAUGAUAAUCAACGAUGACGGCAGAUUAGGUACAUGUUGGGUUUUAUCGCGGGCAAAGCAGUUUCAAUAGUUUUAUAACGCCAAACCAUGUCCUUGAGCUCUCUCUCUCCCCUUUCCCUCCCCUCUAUGCAAGGAAUCCCACCGCCUUUUCCCUCUAGCCGCACAUUGUUUUUCGUGAUCCUUUGAGGUCCAACGACGAUGGCGGAUUAAGAACAUCGUGAAGAAGAGGGGGGCAACAGAAAAUUAGCGGAACUAGUUGUCACGACGAGAGUAGUGGAGUCUAGGGACGGGCCUUCUGUGUAUGGAUAUACUUCCUUAUUUGCUAUAAUUGUACAGUGGUUAUGUGAGCAGAAGACUGAAAGGGAAUCGAAAAAUCUAUUCCGACCGGAUUAAAGUAUAACCAAAGGAAAAUAUUGUUCCUUGGGCAUCCAAAAAAGAAUCAUGCUCGUUAGAUGAUACAUCAUUCUUCUAAUGGCCGGAAUGCAGACUUAUGGGUUUUUCAGUGUCCAGCUCUUGGAAAAUUUAGUCAUAAAUGUGUACAUCGUUGGGCUUCUAAAUGUCUGUGAAAAUAGAGGAAGAAUGUUUUUUUUUAUAUGUUGUCCCCUCCCGUGUUUAACGAUCCAAAGAUGGUUUCAACAGUUUAGGAACAGAUGGGACAGGUUUCUUUUGCAAUCGUACACCAUCUUUCGCAAUCCUGAAGAUAGCAGCAACGAAUUAUUGGCGGUGAGUCUUCGGCUGACAGCAGAUCUAGUUGGCCUGAUUGGUACAUGCAACGGGGUGAACUUGAAAGUACAUAGAUAAUGGUGCCCCAAUAUACGAUCCUGUAAGAUCAUAUCGGAUGGAACAAUUUCGAGCACUUGCCCACACAUGGAUCUCUAAGCAUUUUUACUCCCAUAUAUGAUCUUGUUAGACCCCCAGCUGGUAUCGGAUGAGAUACUCACGCGAUCCUCUCACCCACCUGGGGGAAACGAACCUGAUGGGUAGAGUGGUGCCCACGUUUCUAAGGAAACAAACCAAAGGAUAUGGAAGAUCGUGAAGACGAUGACGGACGUGGUAGAAGUGGGAAUUCGAUCGUGGGUCCAUCAGGAUUAUAAAGGUUGGCCGACUCACGACAAUGGGGAGGGGACCUCUCGAAGUCCCCGCUGGUUCUUGGGUUCUUCGGGGCCCAAGCUACUCUUUCUACUGUUUUAUCUUCUAUUUCUAUUUCCCAUAGUUCCGUUCACACUAUCUGACCGGAUCCAGCUUUCCUCUAUUCCUUCCUUGAUUUACUGUCAUCCUAAUCCUACCAGAUCUUUCCUUGACCAUUACUCAGCCCCGUCAGUUGUCCAUCCUUCGCACUAGGUCAAACCAUCUCCCAUACCUCAUCCUCUCCUUGUCAGUUCCCCCUGGUCCUCUCCCAUAUGCGGUCAAGCCCCGCUACCUCUUUCCCUCUCGUAAGCACUGCCCCUACGCCGGUCUCUCUCACCGCAUCUCUCCGUCGGCCGUUCCUAUCGUGUCGCGCUCCCCUCUCCCUCUCCAGAACAGUCCCCAUCUCUCAUUCUUUGCUCUUAUCUUGUUUCCCUAGUUUGUUUAAGCUAUUGUCCUCUUCUGAUCAAAAAAGCCAGAAAUAUACAGGACAGACGUGAUGUAAGACCAGCAGAAAAUCGAAAGCAGCGAUCGACGGUAUCAUGAAAGCCAGCAGCGGGCUCCUCUCGGAGAACUGUUGACAGGUUACUCCACCAUGGAAGAGUUCUAAGUUCUACAGGUUUCUCCUGCCCUAUUUCACCUGUCUGCAGGGGGGUUGGAGGAGAGUGGGAUGGCCAGGUGCAGGAGACAUGAAAGGCGUGGAGAGUCACGGGUGCUGUACACCAAGAGGAAGCCUUGGAAGUCGGAGAAGCCGGGGAAGAAUUCUCUACUGAGGGCCGACACCGACUGCCCUGAUAACUACUGUGCAGAAUGAUGUUAAGAAACAGACAAAAUCUGGUCAUAAAAACUGUUAUUACCUCUGAUUUCUUCCCCACAUCCUCGGCAUUGACUUUUUCCAUCGCCUAUGGUUCAUCCGGGUCAUUACCACGGAGAACCCAUGUAUAACUGGUACUCAUACACUUCCAGACAAGAGAUGAGCGGCACCCAUGAGUAGCCGGCACGCAUUGCCUUGCGGUUUCUCGUGAAAGUUACCUCUGUAUAUUUGCGAGUCGCGCUCUUAAAUGUACGUUGAUGGUUGACCCACUGACCUGGCUGGUUGGUGGAUUGUCUCGGACCAGUUGACGCCGGCUGGCGUAGAGCUGGCAGCCUGGAAUGGAUCGACAUUCGACCCUGGGAGACGGUCUGAUGCGUACCCGGCGGAACGGUUCGGGCCGGACAACCGAUUUCACGAACCGGCGGGAUUUAAUCCUAGCCAGUAGGGCGGACGGGAAUCGUCCGAACGGGCUGUGGCGGACUGGGCAAAGAUGGAGCCAGAGAUGGCGGCGGCAGACGGCGGCACCGGACGGCGGUGGUGGUGGCGCAGCGGCAGAUGACGGCCACGGUGGUGGCCGACGGCGGGGAUGCUGGCGGUGGGCGAUGAAGUAUGACGGUGACUGCGAUGAUGGGCGGCGGCUGGUGGCUGGAGAACGGUGGGCGGAGGUGGAGAGGCGGAAGAUAAGGUUCCAACCGGGAGCAACGGGGUUCUCGAGACCAACCCUACUGGGGCGACGGUGUCCUUACGACCAAACGUACCGGAGAGAAUGGUAUACAUCAGAUAUGUCCUGCAUCAGUUCUGUGUACUUGUUCUGCGGUGUUUGGUGUAGGUCAUUAAUAGAAGAGUAAAUCUUGGUCCCAUGAUGCACGCGUGCCUAUACCGGCGGUACGGAUCCGGAUCCGAUAAGCUGAGGGUGUGUCGGUCCCCGGACAUGAUACUUCGAUCUCAAACAGAACAUUGAUGUGGUACCUACUAUUUAUAUGAUCAUAUGAUGCGACCUUGAAGGGAAGGGUCUCUGGAGGAGAUGCGGCACAGCGCAGCGGAGAGAGAGUGAAAGAAAGGGAGAUCAACACAGGCCAUACGCAGCAAGACGACUCGGCCGGUCCCCGGCGUCACGGCUGGAAACACGAGCUGCGAGCAUGAAGCAGCCAUGCAUGCAGACUCCACAACCCUCGCCCUUCUCCCUUCCCACCGCUUGGUGUGAGUCAUUGACGAUAGCGAAUGAGGAUUUCCCUCGGAAUCUCGGCAAAGGAUGUCGCCCUUCUUAUCGCAAACUUUUUUGUCGUGUGUUAUUUAUUACCAAGAGAUAGCACAACAGCACCGACACUACAAACACUGAAGGCAGAGCAAGCACGACGUAGAGUGCGACUAAUUACAGACUUUGACUUGGGAAUAUAAGUAACCCAGAGAUACUCUACGAGAGGCUGGAUAUCCUGGGAUGUUUACCGACAAAAGAAAACGUACAGAUAGAUACCGAGGUGAACAGAGAGCCUGACAAAUGGGUACAUGGGAUACGUAGAUGGACGACAGUCUUGGGGGACCGAGUUAACUGCAUGUGAAUCCAGAAGGCACCGGCCUGCCGCAGUAGAAGAGCAGCUGAACAAGGUCACCGGGGAUGCGGACUCUAAGACCGAGGAACCCGAAUCUGGCGGCGUAACAGAGGCACGUCGUGGCCUGUUGAUCAGAAAGUUGGCGGACGACACGGCAACAAGGAAACCUGGGGGGCAGAAACCCGAGCUUCAAACCCCUAACCACGGAGGAGCACACGCUCAAUCUUGCGGCCUGAGCGCGGCAGGACCGAAAUGGAAAAAAAGGCGGAGGUGGCGGAGAAGGAGGUGGUGGCGGCGGAGAAGGAGGUGGUGGCGGCGGAGAAGGAGGUGGCGGCGGCGGGGGAGGUCGUCUCCUGAUCCUCCUUUGGGCAGAAACCGAGGUAAAGAACAGCAGGCUCAGCAAGAGGACUGCUGUGCAGGCACCGAUUUUGGAAGCCAUGAGGGGCAGACGCCGGACGUCGGAGGACUACUUUCGCACACAAGUUGACGAUAGACCGUAUGUUGUGAGUGUGAGUUGGAUAGGUUGCACAUGGUUUGGUAUUUAUAAGAGAAGAGCGUCAUCCGCGUGAGCUGCAGCACCGUUCUCCGCUGGAUUUCACUCGUCACCGACAUGGUGGGAACGGAAAACUCUUCGUGUGGAUUUAGGCGGCCUUAAAAAAUUGAGACCUCAUCCGGUAAGUAGAAGUGGUUUUCACAUUUAUAGGACCCUAAUGAAGACGCGUGACUAUGAGUUCCGAUUGUGAUAGCAGUUGACCCCCAGAGAGCCAUUUCGCCGUCGGAGACUUGCGUUAAUGGCGGCAUCGAUGCAAGUCAACGUGAAUAAAAUAUGGUGGUCUAUGUGAUAAAAGAUCACCCGACUCAUCCUCGUCCAGUAAAAUUCGUUUUUAUAAAUCUUGAUGCUAAAAACUGCAGGACAUAACCUGCACAAAGAUAUGUACGUAAGCCAGAUAAGGUAAGAUUCUCUACAGUUCAUCCUUGACAUGACCAUCCGUAGAGCCCUGAUCAAAAUCCCCACAUCAGCGUCAAUGAUCUAGCGAUCCGAAGUCGUCUCGUUCGAUCCUCCAAUCAUCGUUUUUCAGAUUUAUCGUUCAGGGUGCUUUGUUGAAACUCGUGUAUAAAGUUACUGCAGUUGACAAGGGGGUAAGCAUAUGCAAAAGUCAGACUCUGACUUUCGUUAGGGAGGCCCGCACAACUUUUGCAAAAUAAUUGUGAACAGGCUUUGAUCUGUCAAUAGCGGUAUCCACGUGCGAGGAACACCUAGUUUUGCUGUCUUUAUCUCUCCUCUCUCUCUCUCAAUGCUCCCCGGCGUUGUUUGACUUAAAGGGCACAUUGCUAAUUGCUUUGCUGAUCCUUUGAUAUCCACCAACAACGGCGGAUUAGAUUCAUCUAGACGAAAACGGGGCAGCGGAGCAUUGGUGGAAGGAGUCGGCAAGCUGAGAGAAGAUAAUUGAAGGGCAAGUUCUUCGUUUAUGGAUAUGUUUCGUUGUUUGGCUUAAUUGUGUCGUGGUUAUGGGCAGAAGAAUCGAGGGAGGUAAAAUAUCCACUUGGUAUAAAGAAAAAAGUGAAAUGAGAUAUUUUAUUGUCACUUGGGCGUGCGAAAACUCAUGUACUGCGGAGGUAAAGAUGAGACUUCCAUUGUGUUACGAGGAAAUUAUAUACUUAUUUGAAAUUUUCAGUUUUGAGUUCCUCCAAAAUACUCGAAGUGGCCAUAAAUGUAUAUCUUCUUGGGCUUAGAAACCGUUAAUCGUAGUUCUGAGAGUGAGGAAGAAUCAGUCACAUUUGUCCCUCAUGUGGUAAAAGAAAAAUGCAAAAAGGGUGUCGCCAGCUUAAUUCCACUAAAUAGGCAUGCAAAAGGUCAGGUUAGCCUGCUUUGUACUUCUCUAUCAUUAUGGUCAGCAGGUGUUUUUCCAUCCUGUGGCCCCAUUAAACAGGAUUAACAGGAAACAAACAAAAGGGGAUCAAGAGAACAGAAAGAACAAAAUCGAGACAGAAUGUGAAAGGCAUGUUGACUGUUAAGGCCUUUCUAAUCUCAACUUCCCAAACAUAACUUUAUCAAUGAAGCACAUCAUGGAGAAGUAGAUGGUGAUUAACCACUAUCUAUCAAGGUGUAAAUAUCCAUAAAAAAGAAAGAUUCUAAAAUGAUCUUUGAUCAAAGUUUUACUUCUCCCUUGCAGUUAGUUUGCUAUCAUCCCAUAGAGAAGAUAAAUUCUAGAAUCAUGGGUGGUAGACUUAUUUUUAGAAACAUCAAUCAUCAUACUACUAUAAUUUUCAAUUGAGAGCAAGAUCCACUAGCUUGAAGCAAUUGAUGACUUAAAAGUAAAAUGGACACCACAAGCUAGACCCAUUCUCAACAUGAGUUCACAGUCCAAGAAGUCACCAAGUUAGUUAUGUUAAUGUAAUGGUUUAUUAUUAUUGAGCCUUCCUAUGUCACAGUCUACUUAGUGGACCAUCAUCUAGUGGUAAUGGGUCAAACAUGUAAUGGCCCAUUAUGUUACCUCUAAGGUUAGGACAUCAAGAUUUCCACCUUCUACAUGGUAUCAAAGCAAGAUUAGGGUUCCAAAGCCUUAUUUGGUGCCAUCACAUUUUGAUGCCACUAUUACCAAUGUCCUCUACCAUCAUUUGCUAGAGCUAUUAGCAUCAUGUUUUUUUCUAGCAAGGUCUUUUGCCUCCAUUGAGUAUUCUUUUAUUAAGUUUUUCUAAAUUUGCUAUGUUUCAUUCAAAUGAGGUCUUCUACCUCUAUUGAGUAUCUUUUUGACAAGAUUUUCUACUUUUGUCAUAUUUCUUUUUGACAAGUUCUUUUGCCUCGACUAAGUAUCUUUUUAAGCUUUCCACCUUUAUUGUGCUUCUUUACCAGGUCUUUCAUCAUUGUUGAGCAUCUAUCCAGCCAAGGUUUUCCACUAGUUCUCUAUCAGCCUCUUUGGCAUCUUUUGUUGAUGUCUUCCACCACCUUAUUCAACAUCCUCUACAGGUUCUCCAUCAGUAUCAAUGUUUGUGGAUGUCUUUGACUUUCACUAGUCAACAAUGGAUGAUCAAACUUUACAAAUAUAAAAGAAGGAUCAAAGCCCACUUUUCUAAGUGCUCAUUCAGUUAUCAUACAAGUCACUUUGUGAAAUUAUCAUUACUAGUAAAUAUUAGUGAGAAUUUAUUUCAAGAGAUGAAGAAAGAUCAACCAUUUAUUAAAAAGAUUUGACAUCUGAUCUUAGUCUGUGUAGUGAGAGCACAAAGUUAUAACCCUCUUAAAUCUACAAUAAAAUUUCAUGGAGACUCAUAUUAUAAAGUUGGUGUGUAAUUUGGAAAUGUGGAAGGUAGUGUGGGACCAUCUCGUACUGAUGUAUUUCAACAUCUCAUAGAUCAAUGAUAUAACUAUAGAGUAUACAUACUAAAAUAAGGUAAAAUAGAUAUGAAUCAAUACCUCAGUGGGAUCAUGCCUCUUACUCAAGAUCUCCAGUCCUUACUUCUAUUAUGUACUUAUCUCCAAGUGAAGUAGAAUCAAUGAGACUAUCUAAUAGUUGUCGAAUUUCUUAGUAGACUUCAUCCUAAAUAUGAGAGUUUGUAAUCAUAUCUUAGUAAGGAACGAGUUGUUGACAAUUGCUAAAGUCUACAAGUGUCUCUUGUGCUCUUAAAAAUCAAGUUAUUCAAAAGACCAAAUCUAUUGUUGAGAAGAUAGUAUUAGUGUCUACUCAACAACCCUCAUAUAAGUGUGCUCAUGGUUGUCACUCCAAGAAAGAGGAAAGCAGAGGUAAAGCAGCUGGAGAUCAUUAGUAAUAUGUGUCAUUUUGUAGUAAAAAAGGGCACACAAAGGAGAAAUCUUAAACAUUCCAUAGCCAUCCUUCCAAGACUGCCAAAAUUUAUUACAUGUGGAGAACAUGGAGGAUCUCAAGUUGUACAUCAAACACCACUUUCUAAUGAGUAUGCUCACAUGUUUCAAUUUUGAAUUGAUCAACAAGCAUCGGUACUAAUUACUACCUCAAACACACCACUUUCUAAUGAGUAUGCUCACAUGUUUCAAUUUUGAAUUGAUCAUCAAGCAUCAGUACCAAUUACUACCUCAAACACACUUGAGACUUCUACAAUGUGCCUCUCUCAAGCAUUUACAUCCUCCUCAAGUGAAUUAUCUCACUAGAUUCUUGACUCUAAGAUUUGACCAUAUUACAAAUAGAUCAAGUAAUUCAUAUCUUACUUUGGUCAUGUUAAACUUUCUACUGUCACCUAGUCAAAUGAUUCUAUCACACCUAUCACAUGUAUAGGAUCUACAUAUCUUAAUCUUAAUCUUAAAUAAAUUUUACACAUUUCUAACCCAUUUUGAUUAAUAAACUUACUAGAUUCUUUCAAACUAUCAUAACUUUCUUCUUUUAGACCCUAAAGACAUAGAGGAGUAUUGGUGAAAGAUAUAUAGAUAGAAGACUAUACUAUAUGGGAAAAGUUUCUUCCAUCCUAUGUGUUGUUGCUUCACCUAUUCAAGUCCAUAAUCAAUUAGGUCAUAUUUCUUAAAAAACUUAAAUUAAUGGUACAUAAUCUUUCUAAUAUAGAAGUAUUGAGUGUGAAUAAUGUCAAUUAAGUAAACAUCAAUGUUCUAGUUUUGGGUCACGAGAUAAGUCUAUUUUUGAUUUAGUUCAUUCUAAUGUAUGAUGUCCUAGUCAAGUCAAUAUUAAACUUAGCUUUAAAUAUUUUUUAAAUUUUAUUUAAAAUCAUUAUUUUAUCAUGUAGCUCUAUCUCAUAAAAAUUGAUCAGGGUUAUUCACUAUAUUUUGGUUGUUUUAUGUUGAAAUUAAGAUUUAAUUUUGACAAGAAUAUUCAAAUACUUUAUUGUAAUAAUAUUAAAUAAUAUUUUAAUUCAUUUUUCACAUAAUAUUCGAUCACCUAGAACAUCAUUCAUUAAUCAUUAUGUCCUCAUACUCAACAAAAUAGAAUAAUUGAGAGGAAAAAUCAUCAUGCUAUUGAGAAAAAAAUUACAUUACUUUUACAUAUGAAUGUCUCACUUGAGUUCUAGAGUGACAUCAUUCUUACAAUCACUUACUUAAUUAAUCAUAUGUCAUCAUUGUUGAAUUUCAACCUACAUUAAGAUCAAGAAACAAGGUUUACUUAACUUAUUUAUAAAACUAUUUUCAUGAAACUUACUACAAAUCUAUGUAAGUCCUCUCUCUCAUGACUAUCAUAGAAUUUUCAUAGUUUAAUAACUAUAUAUAUCACUCGCUAAUUUUUAGAAUGAUUUGACUCACUAUCUACAUCCACACUCUAUGAGUAACUUUGCUCUUAAGUUCCACAAACACUAACUAUUAGAUCACAAACCUCUCAUGAAUAAACUAAACUCCCAUAGAUUUUCUCUCAUAAAUUCUCUUCUAGAUUGACAAGCCUAGGAGGCUAACAACUAUUUAAUAGGACAUUUCCCAUAGGUGAUUGAAUCAAAAGUUUAUUUCUCACAACAAAUAUGGUAAGAUUUUUCCAAUGUGGGUAGUCCAUGGAGAUAAUAUUGACUUCAAUGUUUUUGAAUUUAUGAUGAAAAUAAUGUUGUGAACUGGUAUAUAGUUAUUGCCUCUUCUUAUCAGAAUGCUAUCUAUGUAUUGAAAGUUCUUUAGGCUUAAAAUGGGUCAAGGAGGAUAUUCAAUAUUGUUGAACGCCUCAUAUUAAUGCCUUUGCAUGAUUUGAGCUGUUGACAUAAAGCUCAUUAUUACUUGUUGAUUUUCCUAUGAGAGAUAUUUCAUGGCAAGCUAGAGGUACCUUAGACAAGAAAGAUAAUUUGUGUCUUAUGCUCCUAUUAGAAGAUCGUGAUGUUUAUAAGAAAAUAUUAUAUGAAAAUCUUCUCAAAUCUCUAUGUUCCAACAAUUCAUUUCUCUAAAAUAAGACACAUUCGGACAACUCAAAUACUAAUUCAGCAUAUUCUUAACUUAGGUUGGUUACCCUUUGAAAGAACCAACAUGUAAUUAUUUUAUUACUUAAUGUUUGUAUCUGAAUCGUGUCAAUUCGUUUUGAUCCAUUGCAAAUCUUAUAUCAUGAGAAUAAAACCAAUAAGAAUGCAAUAUCAUCAAAACACAACUAAUAAAAGAUAUCCAUAUUAAAUAAUAGUUUGCCAUUCAAAUCAUAUUCGAAUCCACUCAAAUAAAAUGCAAUCAUCAAGUUAACAUCUUGAGUGAUGCUUUCAAUAUCUAUGAUCAUGAUUUUGUUGAUUUAGGAUAUUUAUAAUAAUUUAUAAGGUAUGUUAUAAAUAUUUAAAAAAUUAUGUUCAUCCAAGUAAGUGAUUUAAACUUAAUCUAUUACAAAAAUAUCAAAGAAACUCAAAAUCAAUAAUAAUAUCAAGAGAACAUAGUAGUUUGAGUAGGCUUCCCAUAUUUUGUUUCUUAUUAUGUCAUUGAUUUUGAUGUACUUGUUAUUACUUUUGUAUUGUGGCAUAUUUUGUAAAUAUUGACAUCUUCUAUAGUAGUAUGUAAUAUGAUGAUUUCACAUCAAAAUACCUAUCACAUCUAUGUGCUCUACACUAUUAAUUGAGAGUAUGCUAAAUGAUCUCUCAUAUGAGUUAUUAUUGUUAAUAUUCUGAAUUAGACUCAAAAGUUCGUUCAUCAGAAAUAUUGUGUACUUAUUAUUUACAAAAAUUAAUCCAUUAAAAACUAUUUGACAUCAGGAAAAUAUUAUAUAUAUAAUACUUCAAUUGUUAUUAGUUCUAAAUCAGAAGACCUCUUAUUUAAUUUUUUAUCUUAUUAGCUCAUUAUACAUUAUAUCACCAAAGAUUUUGGGGUAUACUUGUUUUGUUUAUCAUUUAGCUACAAUUCAAGAUAAAUUUUGUCCCAAGUCUUUGAAAUGUAUUUUCUUAUAAUAUUUUCAUGCUCAAAAAUGAUAUAAAAGUUAUUAUCCUUUGCUUCAAAGACACUUUAUCUCAAUUGAUGUUACUUUCUUUAAGAACACUUCUUUCUUAAAUGUUACAAUCUACUAAUUCUCUAGAUGAGUUAUUACCUUUAUUAGUCAUUGUGGAUUCAGCCUUUGUGAAUAUUUCUAGGGUUCCCAAAGUUAUUAGAUAAUAGAUUAUGGGAUAAACACACUCCAAUCAUAUGGUGAAAAAUUCUCUUAGCACCUCCUGAAGAAUCUACAUUACAAUUAAUAAUUCUUAUGUUUGAGGGACUACAAGUGAGCACAUCCUUGCCAAGUGAUAUUGACCCCUCUAUUGCCUUAACGAAAAGGAAAAUAUUCUUGUAUGCAUUUAUCAUAUUUCUAACCUUGUAUCAUACCAUCAGUUAACUCCUACCUAUUCAGGUUUUAUAUCUACCUUAUCCCACUAUCAUACUCUAAAGUUUUAGAAUCACUAGGUUAUUCCAAGUGGCAUGCCACCAUGAUAAAGGACUAGACUUGGGAGUUUAUCUCAUAUCCUCUAGGAAAUUUCAUUGUUAGUUACAAAUAAAUCCUUAUAGUUAAAGUUGAACCUAAUGGUACAAUUGAUCACUUGAAAUUUCAAUUGGUACCAAAGAGCUUCACUCAGGUAUAUGCUAAAUAUUAUUAAGAGAUUUACUCACUUGUUGCUAAGGUUACCUAUAUUAGUAUUAUCUUUACCUUAGCAGUUCGCUUCUCUUGGCCUCUAUAUUAGCUUGAUAUAUAAAAUAUAUUUUUUCAUAGUACUUUGCAAGAAGAAAUAUAUGAUACAACCAUUAGGUUUUAAUGCACAAAGGCCUACACUAAGAUCAAGAAGGGAGGGAUUGAAUUGAUCUAUGUUUUUCUUAUUUCAUUUCUAGAUGAGCUUUCUUAGAGUUGCACUUUUCUCUUAAGAUGAUGAAUAUGUUGAUUUCUUAGUUCACUUAGAAUACUAUGUUUUAUAGUAUUUUGACCAACUGUUUAUGUCCACUCUCCAUUAACAAAAUUAUUUUUAUAUUUUAAUUUUUUUAUUAUCCAACCAUAAUUGUUGAUUAAUUGACUCUAGGAUGUCACGUGAUGUUUCAUUAAGAUAACUUCUUGAAUUUUUCUCCAAAAUUUUCUUAUAAAUUCAUAGCUUUAGAAGGUCACACUGUUGUUAACAAGGACAGCUCCCACUCGUGAUAAAUAAGAAUUUAGGGAAAUGGACUCAAAGGCCGAAGAAUCAAAAUCUGGCAGCAAGGUAGAGGCAUACAGUGGUUUAUGGAUUGGAGAAUGUGUUGACUAUGGUGCAACAUGGGUACCUUUAGGCCAUGCACUGAAACGAGGAAUGGUUGACAAAAGGGGCAUAGACACUCAAACAGAGGGUAAUGAGGCAUAACAGAAUUGGACUGCGUCCUCGCAGAAAACAUGGGGGAGGUGGCGGGAGGGGGGAAGGCAGUGGUGGAGGAGAGAGAAGGGUCGGCGUUGUGCUAUUUUUCACUUGGGAAGGAACGAAGGCCAAGAACAGCAGGUUGAGUAAGAGGGCCAAGGUGAAGGUACCAUUUUAGAAGCCAGGAUAAGGUUGGGCAUAUUUGUGCACGUACAUGGCUUCAGCGUGAGAAGAUAUUUAAAGAGAAGAGACAGAAGGGCAUCUUUCAUGCGUGUCGCAGCUGUGUUCUUCGCGCUGUAAUUUGGCCACAAAUAUGAAUAUUUCACUCUACGCUGAUGCCGACAUCGUCGGAAUGGAAUAUUUAUCCCGUGGCUGUGGUGGCCUAAAAAAAAAAUUUCAGGCGCUUGCUUCCAUUAAGUAGGUUGUGGUUUUCACAUGUAUAGUGUAACUAAGAGGUGGUGUUCACGACAAGUUACAGCCAUAAGAUGAGUUGAAAAAGGCAACAGAACUUGUCUCAUGGACGUGGACGUGGACUGGCAUGAAUGAUAGCAUUAAGACAAUUCACGAUUCAAUAGAUUGGUUUUAAUAAAAUACAAGUUCCAGCUAUAAGAAAUUCAUCCUUACCCUUAAAGAUUUUGUCUUGGAAUCUUGAUGUUAAACCUGUAGGACUGAACUCCGUGUAAGUUGCCCUCAUACUAAAAUAAGAUACUCUGUAGAUUUUCCAUGGCGUGGUCCUCAGUGAAAACCUGAUCAAAUCCGCAUAUCUACUCCAACUAUAUAGCCAUGUAGAUUUGGUUCGUCCUAUUCUACAUUUGAACCAUAACCUUUUAAGUCAAUAUUUCAGGGCUCUUCAUUGACUUUCACGAAUACAUUAUUGAGUAGAGUAUCCGAAGAAAAUCAUGCAGACGUCAGCUUGAGUAAAUUAUCGAGCUCUUCGGUUUCCUGACUGUUGUGGUGUCAUGAUAAUCAACGAUGACGGCAGAUUAGGAACAUCUUGUAUAGGUUUUAUCCCGGGCAAAGCAGUGUCAACAACUUAAUAACACCUAAUUAUGCCCUCCCUCCCUCCCUCCCUCUCUCUCUCUCUCUCCUCUCGGUGCCCUCUCCCUCCCCUCUAUGCAUGGGAACCCACCCUCCUUUCUCUCUAGCCGCUCAUUGUUUUUCGCGAUCUUUUGACGUCGAGCGGCGAUGGCGGAUUAAACAGAUCGGGAAGAAGACGGGGCAACUGAAAAUUGGGGGACGUAGUUACCAAGACUAGAGUAACGAAGUCUAGGGACACGCCUUUUGCGUAUGGAUAGACUUCAUUAUUUGCUAUAGUUGUACAAUGGUUAUGUGAGCAGAAGAAUGGAGGAGAAUCGAAAAAUCCAUCCCGACCGGAUUAAAAUAUAACUGAAAGAUAAUAUUUUUAAUUCGGCGUCCAAAUAGGCUAUGCUUGUUGGGCGACACAUCUUUCUUCUAAUGGCUGGAAUGCAUACUAGUGAGGGUUUUCAUUGUCGAGCUCUUGGAAAAUAUCAAAAUUAGGCAUAAAUGUGUAUAUCGUUGGGCUUACAAAGCUAUGUCUCUGAAAAGAGGAAGAAUUGUUUCUUUAUAUGUUGCCCCCCCUCGUGUAUGAAAAUCCAAAAAUGGCUUCACCCGUUUAUGAACAGAUUGUGCAGGGUUCUUUUGCAAAUGUACCACGUCUACGAGCUUACAUCCGGUGAAGAGAGUAGCAGCGAGUUGUUGGUGGCGAGUGUUCGGCAGACAGCAGAUCUAGUUGGCCUGAUUGGUACAUGCAACGGAGUGAACUUGAAAAGUACGUAGAUAAUGGUGUCCCAAUAUACGAUCAUGUAGAUAUAUCCGUUGUAAUGUACUAAUUUCUAAUGCCACUGCCACCUUUUGUAUGAUGCGGUUGGAACAAUUUUAAGCAUUUGCCCACACAUGUAAUAUACUAAUUUUAAACAUUUAUCUAUCCUUGAGCUUUACUCAGCUCCGUCAGUUAUCCAUCAUUCGCACUUGGUCAAACCAUCUCCCGUACCUCAUUUUCUCCUUGUCAGAUCCCCCCUGUUCCUCUCCCAUAUGCGGUCAAUCCCCCCUCCAAUCCCUUUCCCUCUCGUAAGCACUUCCCCUAUCCCGAUCUCUCUCACCGCCUCUCUUCGUCGGCACUUCCUAUCGUGUCGUGCUCCCCUCUCCCUCUCCAGGUCAGUUCCCAUCUCUCAUUCUUUGCUCUUAUCUUGUUUUCCUAGUUUGUUUAAGCCAUCGUCUUCUUCUAGUAAAAAAAGCCAGAAAUAUACAGGACAAACGUGAUGAUUGGCUCUGGAAUCGUUGCCCGCUGAGCGGCGCACAGUCUGAGAACUGCAGUUUUAUUAGCACGAAGUAAUACACAGGUGAGCAUAAUAGUCGCUCUAUUACAGUAUAAUUCGUGAAAAAGGACCACCAGAAAAGGGAAAGCAGCGAUUUGACAGUCUGAUGAAAGCCAACAGCGGGCUCCUCUAGGAGAACUAUUCAACAGGUUACUGCACUAUGGAAGAAUUCUAAGUUCAGCGGGUUUAUCCUGCCCGAUUUCACCUGUCUUCAGGAGGAGAACGAGGUGUAGGAGAAUGAGACGGGCAAAAGACUUGAAAGGCGCUGAGAGUCACGGGUAUUGUAAACCAAGAGGAAACCGAGGAAGCCAGGGAAACCGGGGAGGGAUUCUCUAGUGUGAACCAAAACCGAAUGUCCCUGCUAAUUACUGUGCAGCAUGAUGUUAAGAAACCGAAAAAAUCUGGUCAUGCCAACGAUUAUUAUCUCUGAUUUCUUCCCCCCAUCCUUGGCAUGUAAUACGACAGUACCCGGUACGGACUUUCUCCACCCCCUAUCAAGUUAAACUGAUAGACAGAUUUGAGCAGCGAUCUAUAUCAAAUUUGUACGAGAUUCGGAGGUGGAGUAAGUAGGGGGACCGGAAAGGAAAAGAAUGCCAAUGGUUUAUCCUGGUCAUUAGCACGGAAUAUUUGGUAAAAUAUUUUACCCAAACUGAAACGUAGGGAAAACAACGACGAUAGUUUGUAUCUGAUAAUCGUUUUCUGAGCUUGAGUAAGGUUACUGAAUACUGUUAUUCAAUUGGCAAGCAAAACUGAGGAUCGGAACUGUGGACCUCUUAUUCAAUUCGCGAGGACAAGAAGGAAAAAGAGCACUUCUAGAGAAGAGAUGAGCGGCACCUAUGAGUAACCGGCACUUGUUGCCUUGCGGUUUCCCGUGAGAGGUCCACAGCCCUUGUGCAUGCACCUCUAUAUAUUUUCUGGAGUCCGCUCUUAAAUGUCGGCAACAAACUCUGGGGGUGGAUGAUGUUUCGUCUAGUAUUGAGAGAAAUGGGGGAGUCUCUUGUUUUCGUUACACUGUUUUUCAUUAGAACUAUCAUAAACGUUUUACCUUCGAUUGUUAGCACAAUGGCUGCAAGUUUCUGUUAGUGAAUCAUGCUUCAUGUCACAGUCAGGGGGGAGGGAAGCAGCAGCUACUCUCUGGCUAAUUGCCCUUCUCAAGAAAUGGGGUUUGAACUACGCCUUUUCCAACCUUUACCCCGGCGUAGUUGACCUUGAAAGGGUUCGAUUUCCAAUGCCAUAAUUUUCAAGUUCACCCAUUUUUAAAUAACCCAUACUAGGCCCAGGCCCAGGCCCAGGCCCAGAAAGGAACCGCACCGUAGAAAGUGAGUGAAGUAAACGAUGUCCUUACGCAUCCUCUUCUCAGGAGCUUAUGGCGGACGUCUAAGACAACGUAGGCCAGUUUCUUGGCCCAGGCUGAAAAAAUAUUUCUUACCUUGGUGAUUUCAUUUUCUUCACACAUGCGAGGCUAUAAAAAUAAACCAUUUUCUAAUGACGGAAAAAAUUCAGAGAUGAAGGUAUCUUGGCAGCAAGGCAUUCUUCCUUAUAUGUAGCUACUAUUUGUUUUGAGGCUGCAAGGAUAACAAGGGGGUGGUAUUUAGUCUUUUCCAAGUUGCUCAUGAAUUUCUGGUUUUCAUUAUCUAAUUUUAUCUAACCAUUUUGAAACCUACUCUUCACUUUAAUGGCCUCAUUGCUAGGUUUCUCUCUUCAAUUAAAUCAAUUAAUACAAAUGCUCUUGAACUGGGUUCCACAACAUUCUUUGGCUCUAGCCAGCUCAAGAGUUUCCUAUAAACAAUUAUUCAAGGCCCAUAUCUCUCAGUUGUCAACCCAAUUAGAACAAUAUCUUUUACGUUUUGGCUUAUGGCUGUAGAAUGCUAUUACAUUUUAACUUCUAUUAAUGGUGUGGAUUCUUUAGCUCUAAGAUGCAGUCAUCUUGAGAUGUGGAAGUGCUUGAAUCCUCAUGAGAGAAACAUUGAAUUUUAUAGUUACAUGGUUUUUAAGAAGAAUAAUUUUAUAAUUUUCUCAUAUAAUUAUUAUUUUUCAUAUUCUGUGUUUUUUAGGAAUCUUUUGACUAUUAGAGAAUAUUCACCUAACAACUAGUUUAGGGGGUAUUGCUUUUCAUUGUUUUCCUUUUUUUUAUUUUUAACUCUUCUUGUGCUAUUACUCAACUGUCUUCCUUGUUGUAUGCAAAAACAUGAAAUCAUGCAUGGAAAUAUGUUCGAAAAAUUCUACGUAAAUUUCUAAAUUUAUGUCAUUGCAUUUGAAACGUAGUCAAACAUUUUAAGAUCAUGAAUAUUUUAAAAUAUUUUUAAUGUAAAAAAUAUCAUUUUACCUUUGAAAAAAUUAUUUCUUCGAAUUCAAGACUUGUUCUUUAUAGAUGAGUUUCAUGCGAUUACUUCUGUCAUAAAUUGGAUCCAAUCUCCUCAUAAAUUGGAUACAAGUGAAAAGAGAACUCUUCUUUACGAUUAGACUCAUUUCUACCUGGUUAUUUCUCCAUCACGUACUAGGUUGUUUUGGCAAGACGCUCCUGCAAAGCCUACUUGACUGAAACACCCUUCGCUUCGCUGCUCCUCUCUCUCGUUCCCUUCACGUUCAUCCAGCCAGCGCCGUUGCGCUGCUGAACCUGGUGGGGGUCAGGAAUUAUCCCGCUUUACCUCUUUUAGCCCGAACCCUUCGCCUAAGAAGGACAAGAGAGAGAACCCGUUUCGCAGACACUUUGGGGCACCCGGCUCAAGGAUAGAAAUGGAGAAGAGCGAUGGAGAGCUAAGCACAAAAUUUUUCUAUCUUUGUAUCUUUUAAUUAUUAAAAUUCUACUACUUCCUGCUCAUGUGAGAGAGUGAAUACUUCUAAUCACAGAAGCUAACAUGCUCCUUUGUUCUUCUCUUUCCUUGCUCUGCAGUCGUAAGUUUUCUUUGAGUUUUGGAAGCUGUUUUAUUUGGAAUAUCUGGUGUGGGUCAUAAAUAGAAGAGUAAAUCUUGGUCCCUUGACGCACCCCCCGACGCACGCGUGCCUAUACCGGCGGUGCGGAUCCAGUCCCGAGACCCGGCACCGAUAAGCUGAGGGUGCGACCGGUCUCCUCAGACGUGAUACUUCGCGAUCUCAAAUAGAACAUUGAUAUGAUAAUAUGAUGCAACCUGAGCGGGAGGGUCUCCGGAGGAGAUGCAGGAGAGCACAGAGCAGAGUGAAAGAAAAGGAGAUCAACAUAUGCCAUACGUUACAAGACUGCUCGGGCCGCUUGCCUGUGUCACGGAUGGAAACAAGAGCUGCGAGCAUGCAGUACCCAUGCAUGCAGGCUCCGCACUCUUCGUCCUUCUCCUUUCCCACAGCUUGGAGCGAGUGAGUCAUUGGCGACAGCGAACGAGGUUUUCGCUCGGAAGCUUAACAGAGAAUGCCACCCUACCCACCGCAAACUUUUUUGUCGUGUAUUAUUUAUUACCAAGAGAGAGCGUGACCGCACCAAGACUACAAAAACUACACUUCAAAGCAGAGUAAACAUGACGUGCGGCGCGACUAGUUACAUAGACUUGCACUUGGGAAUAUGAAGGAACGAGGAGGUACUCCACGAGAGGCAUGACAUCUUGGAAAGUUUACCGACAAAAAAGAAAACGUACAGAUAGACACCGAGGUAGACGGAGAGCCUAACAAACGGGUACAUGGGAUACAUAGAUGGACAGACGGAAGAACAGGUCUUGCGGGCCCGAGUUAAACGCAUGUGAAUCCAGAAGGCACCGGCAUGCCGCAGUAGAAGAGAAGCUGGGCAAGGUCUCCGGAAGUGAGGGCACUAAGUCCGAGGAACCCCGAUCUGGCGGCGUAACAGAGGCACGUCGUGCCCUGUUGAUCAAAUAGUUGGCGGACGACUCGGCAACAAGGGUUGCUGGGGACCAAAAACCCGGACCUAAAACCCCGACGCAAAAAGGAGCACACGCUCAAUCUGAUGACCUGAAGGCGGCAGAACCAAAAUGGAAAAAAAGGGAGAGAUGGCGGAGGUGGUGGUGGUGGCGGCGGAGAAGGUGGUGGCGGCGGCGGAGAAGGUGGUGGCGGCGGCAGAGAAGGAGGUGGCGGCGGGAAGGGCGGUGGAGGAGUUCGUCUCCAGAACCACCCUUGGGCUGAAACAGAGGUAAAGAACAUCAGGAUCAGCAAGAGGACUGCUGUGUAG